Messenger RNA from Papaver somniferum (opium poppy), 2353 nucleotides. RefSeq names its product subtilisin-like protease SBT5.4. The record is from RefSeq and is a predicted model, not a curated record. The transcript has 11 exons. The coding region runs from base 1 to 2343 and encodes 780 amino acids. Gene Ontology annotation, molecular function: serine-type endopeptidase activity. Lineage: Eukaryota; Viridiplantae; Streptophyta; Magnoliopsida; Ranunculales; Papaveraceae. Gene Ontology annotation, biological process: proteolysis.
AUGAGGUUUUCUGGAGUUCCAUGGUUGUCUUUUAUUGUUACGGUCAUUCUCUUCUCACUGUUACAGGCUCCAUCUUUUUCUGUUGGUAAAAAGUCUUUUGUUGUGUACUUGGGUGCGCACACACAUGGACCAGAAAUUACAUCUUCGGAUCUAGAAAAAGUCACUCAUUCUCAUUAUCAGUUAUUAAGUACUGUUUUAGGAAGUCAUGAGAAGGCUAGAGAUUCGAUAUUUUACUCAUAUACAAGAUAUAUAAAUGGUUUUGCUGCAACCCUGGAUGAUGAACAUGCACAAGAAAUUUCCAAACAUCCGGAUGUUAUAUCUGUCUUUGAAAACCGAGGAAAGCAGCUACACACCACCCGUUCAUGGAACUUUCUAGGACUGGAAUCAGAUAGCGGUGAAAUCUCGUCUCACUCGGCAUGGGAUAUGGCGAGGUAUGGCGAAGAUACCAUCAUUGCCAACCUUGACACUGGAGUGUGGCCAGAAUCAAAGAGCUUUAGUGACGAAGGAAUGGGACCGAUUCCAUCCAGAUGGAAAGGCAUUUGUCAGAACAACACUAGAGAAGGAGUUCUUUGCAAUAGGAAGUUGAUUGGAGCAAGAUACUUCGACAGUGGCUAUGCAGCCUAUCUUUCAGAAGUAGAUCCAUCAAAAAUCCCAGUAAAUGCAUCGGCACGUGAUGACGAUGGACAUGGAACCCAUACAUUAUCAACGGCUGGUGGUAACUUCGUGCCAGGUGCUAAUGUGUUUGGUUUUGGGAAUGGUACAGCCAAGGGUGGAUCCCCGAAAGCUCGUGUUGCUGCUUACAAAGUCUGUUGGAAAUCGAUAAACGAGAGUGGUGGAUGUUUUGAUGCUGAUAUCCUUGCUGCAUUUGAAGCUGCUAUUCAUGAUGGUGUUGAUGUCAUAUCUGCAUCUAUUGGCGGACCUCCUUCUGACUACUUCAAUGAUGGUAUUGCCGUUGGUUCGUUCCAUGCAGUGAUGCAUGGAAUCACUGUAAUCAUGUCAGCCGGUAAUGACGGACCUGCGGAUGGAUCGGUGUCUAACGUCGCUCCAUGGAUAUUAACAGUUGGUGCUAACACGAUUGACAGGGAGUUCCCUGUUAAAAUUGGACUUGGCAACAGGAAGCACCUCAAGGGGCAGAGUUUAUAUCCGAAGGCAUUGCCAGUUCGGAAAUUUUAUCCUUUGAUUGACGGUACAGCGGCAAAAGCAGUGAAUUCAACAGAUCAUGAUGCCCAGUUGUGCCUUGCUGGGUCACUUGAUCCUGAGAAGGUCAAGGGUAAGAUAUUGGCAUGUCUUCGCGGAAGCAAUGGCCGAGUAGAAAAAGGUGUUGUCGCACUCCAAGCUGGCGCCGUCGGGAUGAUUCUAGCCAAUGACAUUUUGUCUGGAAAUGAAAUUGUAGCUGAUCCUCAUGUUCUUCCUGCUGCACAUAUUAACUACACUGAUGGCCUCACCUUGUUCUCUUAUAUAAAUUCGACCAAGUCACCAGAUGUUUUCAUGACGCGUGCGCGUACACAAAAUGGCGUUAAACCAGCCCCUGUAAUGGCAGCUUUCUCAUCCAAAGGACCCAAUGUUGUCACUCCUGAGAUCCUUAAGCCUGAUAUUACUGGACCAGGAGUAGCUAUUAUAGCAGCUUACACCCAAGCAGUAAGCCCUGCAGGUGAAACAGAUCCGCGUCGAAUUUUGUUCAAUGUUGAGUCUGGAACUUCAAUGUCAUGCCCUCAUGUUGCUGGUGUUGUUGGUCUUCUUAAAACACUUCACCCCCAUUGGAGUCCAUCUGCAAUUAAAUCAGCAAUUAUGACAACUGCAAGCACCCAAGAUAAUCAGAAGAUGGAAAUGCGCAAUUCAUCAAACCUCCAGGCAACACCAUUCAGCUAUGGGUCAGGACAAGUGAGACCCGACGCUGCUAUGGACCCUGGUUUGGUCUAUGAUGCAAAUGUUUUUGACUACCUGACCUUCCUCUGUGGACUUGGCUACAAUGAAACUCAACUCCAGUCUUUCACCGGAGGCAUACCUUACAAAUGCAAUAUGAAGUACGGCCUAGCCGACUUUAACUACCCAUCUAUCACUGUACCUGGUCUAGAUGGCUCAACCCAGGUGAUGAGAACCGUUAAGAAUGUUGGCUCUCCUGGUACCUACAAAGCUCUGAUACAUGCGCCUGAAGGAGUAAAGGUGUCUGUUGAGCCAAAAACGUUGACAUUUAAGAAGAUCGGUGAGGCAAAGACUUUUAAAGUGUCUUUGCAGGUUACCAAGGCUUCAUAUGAAUACGUAUUUGGGAGUCUAACAUGGACUGAUGGUGUGCAUUCUGUGAGGACCCCUAUUGUGGUGGAGUCAUUCCCUGAACGAGAUUAGACACCUCCCU